AUGGUGCUCUUCCAGCAGAGGUUCACCUCAGACUAUGAUUCACAAGGCACUGAGGAUAGCGGUGAAGCAGACCCAGAGGACCGUAGCGGAGGCAGCACCAGUGUCUCAGCUCAGAAGGUUCCCAGCAGGGUAAACAGUCUAGCACCAAAGGAGACAGAUGUUGGGAUAACAGAGUACAUCAGCAAACAUGAGGGGUUCUCCGGUAUCAUCAAACAAAGGUACUCAGAUUUCCUGGUCAGAGAGGUGGAUGUCCAUGGGAAAAUUGUCCAGCUGACCAACAAAUCCCCACCAGUAGAUAGUGGUGCACAGGCUGCUCCCAGUGCUGAUGAUGUGCUUUCAAAAGAAGACAAGCAGAAGCUGGAAAAUCUGCUGGAAUCGAAGGACAAAUCAGCAACUGUUGAUAUACAAGUAGGAGAAGACAAGCAGCAGAGGACCCAGGUUCACCACGCCAUCAAGGAACUCUUCUCUGAACUGCAGAGUGAGACCGUGGAGGUCGGCAGCAAAAAGGUCAUCAGGGUCAAAUAUGGAAAAGGUUAUCAGGCUAGAGAACGGAACAAGUUCAAAUGGCCCAAAGGCAGACCAGACUACUGUCACUUUGUGCUGUAUAAAGAGAACCUGGACACCAUGGAUGCUAUUAACAUGCUGGCUAUGAAUCUAAGGGUGAGGCCUGGCUUCUUUGCAUAUGCAGGAACAAAGGACAAAAGGGCAAUAACUGUACAAGAGGUGACUGCAUACAGGAUAGCAGCAGAAAGAUUAUGUGACCUCAACAAGCACACAUCAAGAUAUGUACUUGGGAACUUCAGAUAUACAGAACAGCCUCUAAAGUUGGGGCUUCUCAGCGGCAAUCACUUUACCAUUGUGCUAAGAAACUGCACAGGAAGUCCAGAACAGAUAGAAGCAGGGAUGAUGUCACUCCGGGACAACGGCUUCAUCAAUUACUUUGGAAUGCAGAGGUUUGGGACAACGUCUGUGCCAUCACACCAUGUGGGCAGAGCCUUGCUACACAGUAAAUGGGAAGAGGCAAUAGAGCUCAUCCUGAAGCCAAGAGAGGGAGAGCACCAGGAGGGGGCGGUGUCAGCAUGCAGAGACUACUGGUGGAAGACUAGAGAUGCAAAGGGUGCUCUGGAGAUGAUGCCCAGGAGAAAUAUGUCCAAGGACAUAGAGGGUCGUCUUCUGGAAGGACUGGUGAAAAAUGGCAAGGACUUGGUCGGGGCUCUAUCAAAUAUCCCAAGGAACACUCGACUGAUGUACGUGCACAGCUACCAGAGCUUCAUUUGGAACAACAUAGUCAGCAGGAGACUACAGGAGUAUGGCUUUCAACCUAUUGCAGGAGAUCUGGUGUUGGAGGAAAGAGAAGUUUGUUGGCAUGACGUGUUGUUAAGGCUCUAUGACUUACAGCUGCACUGCCUUAGAAAGUUUUUGCUGACAAUUGGUGACUAUUCACCUGGUGUCUAUUGUUCAGAUGGAGCCCAGAGAUCUGAAGCUAAGGUGUUGACUGAGGAAGACUUGGGGAACUACACCAUCCAUGAUGUUGUCUUCCCUCUGUUUGGAUAUGAUGUCAUCUACCCCAAACACAAAGCUGAGGAGUGGUAUAGAGAGAUGCUGUCAGUUGAUCAGCUGGAUAUGGACAACAUCAGACACAAAGUCAAGGACUACUCCUUGUCUGGUGCCUACAGAAAGAUCAUCGUGAAACCUACAAAUUGCAAAUGGUCUGUCAUGUGUUACGAUGAUGUGAAGAUUCCUCUGAUGCUGACAGACAAAGAUGUGCUGGAUGGAAAAGAAGCCCCUUUGGCUUCAUCAGAAGGAAAGAUGAAGGCCCUGAAGGUUGAGUUCACCCUGCCCCCCUCCACCUACGCCACCAUGGCGCUACGAGAGAUCCUAAAGACAGACACCUCCAGUGGACACCAGGCUCUGCUUAACACACAGUAGUCAGGAACGAUCACAAAUAAAUUGAAGAAAAUCCUGCAUCAGUCGAUCAUUGGCAGUUCAAACGCCUUCACACAGCCUUCAAGUUGGAAGCGAAGAACGAAGCCUACGAAUUCCACUCCGUCACAUCAGCAUACUGCGUUACCGGCAAAAGAGUUAUCUCCAAUACCUCACACAUGACCAUUCCUACAGUGUGGGUCCAUUGGAGGCUUCUUGUACACCUGAUGUGGACAGCUGCCUUUACUUAUACCCGUGGGGAUCCUCCUGUGAACACCUAUAAUAGCCCUUUGUUGAUGGUGAUGUCCUCUUCAAUCAUUACGUCAAUGGUGGAGAAUUUGGGAGUUCAGUUUCCUGUUCUACGCGGACAAUCUGCUCAGUUACCCUGGAAUAGAAAUAAUGGGUCGAUUGAUGAAUGAGACAGUGAACGUGCUGACAAAUCACAAAGCCGUCAGAACCUGAGGCAUUGCCAAUUUAAUCUUGUAGUUCGAAGAUAUUUUCAGGUAAAAUAGUAGCAAAAUGAAACUAUUAUAGACUUUCCUAAAAGACCAGGGCUGUCUUCAGGAGGCGCCCUUCUGUCCCAGGACGAAAAUUUAUUAGGGCAAAUGAAAUUUUUUUCCCCAUCUGUUAGAAAAGCUGACAUAGCACUAUUAAACUUAUUCUUUGUAAGCUUAAAAGGACAAAUUUAGCAAUGAAAAUUAUCAACGUGGGCUCCCAAGUAAUGCGUUAGAUGGAAAAAUAUGUCGGAGACUGCCCUACCAAUGACUCGUAUUUUUUGUCCAAUUAAGCAUUUUUUUUCAAUCUAAGAACUAAAGAAUUAAGUUGUCAUGGCCUAAUGGCAUCACCUGUCUUGGAAAUCAGCUGUUGAUAUGCUUUUUUUCCCCUUUUCCUCAGCAGGGUAGGAAAAUGAAGUGGAUGGCUGGAAUUACCGACAUUCUUAUUGAUGUAUGGACGCUGUUUAGGAAUAGAACGAAAUUGAUUUCUCUUCCUGUGCUGACAUCUGUUUCCGUGCAUACUUUGCAUUCCUUAAUUGAAAUUGAUGUGCCAUCAGACGAGAGGCUCUACUCCGCAAUGCCCUUCGUCCCGAACAAAUACUCUCAGCGCUGCGUUUGUAUUGAUUUCUUCAUAACACGAAAGGUCAUUUUAAAAUUAAUGUGCCGAAAGAUGUAAUUUGGACAAAUGCGUUUUGCCAGGCAUUUGGUGUGUCCUUUCCUUUCACUUGUUAGGCGCAUAUAUACCUUUUGGUAUUUUUAGACUUAAUUUGAUUUCCUAGAAUAGACGUAUGUUGGAUGGUACCACACACAUUCAGCUACCGGUUACUGUACUAAAUAAUUUUACAUAACAGAAAGCUGAUGUUUGAUUGUGUAUUACUAGACUAAGUGCUUUUAUUAUACUAAAUGUAUCACCAGUACAACUUUAUAUAACUAACGAAAUAAAGGGGUGCCUCAAGGAUACAUUCUGGGUCCUCUUCUGCCUAUGAAACUUUUCAAAGUUCCAAGAACCUAGACAUGUGAAUUUGAUUAAUAUCUUUGAUUACUUUGUACACAAGAAGGUCAUUAUUCACUAUAUAUAAAGGGGUGCCUCAAGGAUUCAUUCUGGGUCCUCUUCUGCCUAUGAAAGUUUUCAAAGUUCCAAAAACCUAGACAUGUGAAUUUGAUCAAUAUCUUUCAUUACUUUGCUGGCAAGAAGGUCAUAUUCGCUUCUCGCCUUGGUAAAAAUAAUAAAAUAUAAAAGCUUCUCAAAUGAUGGAGUGCCUCAAGGAUCCAUGCCAGGUCCCCUUUCUCCCCAUUUAAGUUUUCCAGACUCUUACACCUUCCUUUCAAAUGGACACCAGAUUUUGAUUAUCAUUGGUCACACUGCACACUGGAAGGUCAAACAUAUUGCGACCUUGGUUAAGACUAAUCAAAUAGAGGCGAACUGUAGGCUUCUAUUAGGUUUGAUGUCUCGUUGCAGAUUGUUUUCUAUGUUGCUAUGAUACAUGUGCGGACGUCCUGUCCGCAGCAUCGAUAUCAUCACGGCAGCACUCAACCUGAUUACUGUGUCAGCACGCUGAGCGCUGCAAGCGGAUUGUCUCUAAGUAAUUGUACUGGUAGGAUUACUCUCACAUGGUCUCUUUGAUGCUUAAGGCUUAGGUCA
This is a messenger RNA of Branchiostoma floridae (Florida lancelet), 4059 nucleotides long. RefSeq names its product pseudouridylate synthase 7 homolog. The record is from RefSeq and is a predicted model, not a curated record. Gene Ontology annotation, molecular function: RNA binding; pseudouridine synthase activity. The transcript has 18 exons. Gene Ontology annotation, cellular component: nucleus. Gene Ontology annotation, biological process: pseudouridine synthesis. The coding region runs from base 1 to 1929 and encodes 642 amino acids. Lineage: Eukaryota; Metazoa; Chordata; Leptocardii; Amphioxiformes; Branchiostomatidae.